Exophiala mesophila is the source of this 1803-nucleotide messenger RNA. RefSeq lists its product as hypothetical. The record is from RefSeq and is a predicted model, not a curated record. Gene Ontology annotation, molecular function: zinc ion binding; transcription cis-regulatory region binding; DNA-binding transcription factor activity, RNA polymerase II-specific. Lineage: Eukaryota; Fungi; Ascomycota; Eurotiomycetes; Chaetothyriales; Herpotrichiellaceae. The transcript is spliced from 3 exons. Gene Ontology annotation, biological process: positive regulation of transcription by RNA polymerase II. Bases 559 to 1737 code for a protein of 392 amino acids. Gene Ontology annotation, cellular component: nucleus.
CCCAUUCUUGGAUCAUAUCCAGUGUUUCGUUACACCCAUCACACCGACAUUGCGUAGUUAUACAACCAUAACAUGGUCUCGGCCGCGCAGGGGCGCUGCUGGACAUGCAAAGAUCGGAAAGUGUCCUGCGACCGCACCGUGCCAGCAUGUCUCAAAUGCUCGACAACAGGCCGGCAGUGCGGGGGCUAUGGUCUUCGACUGACGUGGCCACGUCGUGGAGAUCAGAAGCGUGCCCUCAAAAGCAUUUCCUGUACUCUUUCCUGGAGCAAGUCAACACCGUAUCAGACCUUUCAUCUGAUUAAUGCAUCAUCUUGGGACCUUGCACUCCAUUACGUCUCUUUGGAUAACGUCAGCCACUGUGGGUCCGGCGCAACACCGAGCGACUUCUCCGGCUAGAUUUGCUGAUACCAUUACACAGUCAGACAGCCUCCAGAAUCACAUCAGCCUAUACUAAUUGCAUGCCCACUCAAGUCUUUGAUAGCACCAAAUGUGGCCGCAAAUGACCAAAACUUGCUGGAAUAUUGUGAGUGGCUCCAACUGAAUACCAGCACUACUCGGAUGGUGGCUGACUGGGUUGAUUAUGACAAUCCAGUUCAACGUGAUGGUAUCCAUGCGGUUCCAAUGUUUGACCUCGAUCGAGAUCGAUUCUGCCAAACGUUGAUGCGCAUCGCCUUUUCUAACGACUCGUUGGCGUCGAAAGCGGUACUUCAGUCGAUCCUCGCUCUCUCAUCUCUGUACAGGGAUGGACUUCAGCCACUUGCAGUCCAAUUGAAAGAUGCAGCGCUCCAGGCUUUGAUGGUCUCUGUCAAUGCGGGCGUUCACGGAGUGGAUGCAAUCGGGCAUGUUGUCGCCGGCAUCCUCAGUUGUUGCUUCGAGAUGCAACUGAAAAGCAACGGAGAGAUAUGGAAUUCCCAGUGGGUAGGGCACAUUGUCGGUGUGAAAGAAUUAAUAAGAGACAUCAAAAAGCCAUGUCAUCAUCCGCCAGGAAGCGACAAUUCCAUCAUCCUGAAUUGGGUUUAUUACUUCGAUGUGGCGACUCGGUUUUCUCUUCGACAUUGGCGCACAGUUCUCGGGUGUCAAAGUUUCCCCGAGCUCGUCUUCGAUCCCGCAGCAAAUACAUCCUGUCGACUACAGACCGCGCUCGUUCGUGCCUCGUUUUCAACUCCAGUUCCACAGCUCUCUGAGCAUGCGCCGCCGGUUUUGGCACUGCUCGGUGAGAUUUGCGGUACAAUACUAUAUCCAUGGGACUCGCAGUACCAUUCAAUUGAGUAUCAAGACUACUUGGGGAAGUUGGAGACCAGACUUGAGACUCUAGAGCUUUCGGAUUCUCGAGUUGGCAAUGAAAGCGAAGAUGACAUUAAAAUCACAGAUUUGUUUCGCUUAGCCGGCCUGAUCUACCUGGAACGAACAUCUAAAAGCUUCUCUGGACAAUCUCCUAAAGUUGAGGGGUGGGUCAACAAGGCAUUCGCGAUCAUUGCUAGCAUUGAACGGUGCCGCCAACCUUUGCCCAUUUUUAUUAUUGGCUGCGAAGCUCGUAGUGAUGAACGCAGACAGGAAGUUCUAAGGCUCGUUUCAAAGACGCAAACAGAUCCUCGGGUGAGGAACAUGCAUGAGUUGGGAGACCUACUGCAGUCAUUCUGGGUACAAGAUGAUCUCGACGUUGAAUCCGAGGUCGAGUACGUCCGAAAGGUCAGCCUGGUGGUGAGCACCUGCGCAGCUGUGCCUAUUUUCGUCUAGUUCUCGAGAUAAAUGAGGAAAUAUAAGAACAUGUCGCCUAGGUUUGAGAGACAAGGCAUGAGAGAC